UUUAACGUAUAACACUAAAAGAAUGCUAAGUCGCAAGCGUCGCGCCAGCUCUAUAUCGAGCCGGCAAGACGAGGAUCCGCUGUUACUCGACGACUCAACACCCGAACAGUCGCCGGUGCAGCAGACGACACAAUCGGCGCGAAAAAAGAGACGCUUGGACCCUGCAGAAUUAUGUCAACAGCUGUACGACUCGAUAAGGAACAUCAAGAAAGACGAUGGGUCCAUGCUAUGCGAUACGUUUAUAAGAGCGCCAAAGCGCCGGCAGGAACCGAGCUACUAUGACGUGGUUGUCAAUCCCAUAGACUUGCUUAAGGUGCAGCAGAAACUAAAAACAGACUCCUAUGACGAUUUGUAUGACAUGAUGAACGACCUGGAACUGCUAAUAAGCAACGCCAAGGCUUUCUACAAGCCAGACUCAGCGGAAUACAGGGAUGCAUUGACAUUCUGGCAACAUAUACAGGCGCAGCGUCACCGCAUAAUGGAAGCCAAUGGCUUUGCAGAGGAGGAGCCACGUGCUAAGCGUGCACCGCGCAAUACACGCCGGUUGACAACCAGCACAGAGCCAGGUGCUGGAGAUCUUGACGAUGAUUGCAAUCAGUAUGAAGAGUUAUUUGCAGCGGUCAUGACAGCAACAGAUCCAAUGGGCGAUAGGUCCAUGCAUCGCAUGUUCCAACUGCUGCCGUCCAAGAAAAUAUAUCCGGACUAUUACGAUGUUAUAGAGCAUCCCAUUGACCUGCGUCUGAUUGCCACUAAAAUACAAAUGAAUGCAUACUCCUCGUUGGUGGAAAUGGAACGCGACUUGUUGCAGAUGACAAAGAACGCGUGUUUGUUUAAUGAGCCGGGCUCGCAGAUCUAUAAAGAUGCCAAAUCGCUGAAGCGUGUUUUUACGCAGCGACGCAUUGAGCUGGAGACAGGCAAAGGCAAGCCGGCUAGACGCAUCAAGAGCUUGUCCAGUGCGGCUAUAGCAGCUCUCAAAGAGGAAGUCGACAGCUCUGACGAUGAGGACACCAGCAAAGAAGGCGAGGGACCCAUGUGGGCGCUAUUCGAUCGGCUAUACAAUGCGCCUGGACAUUCAGACCAUCCAGGUGUAACUGGCCCUCCACUAGGCAACUCUCUAUGGAAGCUGCCUGUGCGACGUUUUCAUCCAGAGUACUUUGAGCUCAUUAAGCGUCCCAUUUCCAUGAGUCAAAUACACAAAAAAUUAAAGAAAGGCGAAUAUGCUAAUAUAAGUGACUUCACUGCUGACCUCUACCUAAUGCUGGACAAUGCCAAGAAAGCUUUUCCGGCCACGCAUCGCACGCACAAGGAUGCAAUAAAAAUGCUAAAGCUUAUGAAUGCCAAGCUGGUUGAGGAAUCAUUUGAAGAAACAAGCGAAGUAGAGGAUGAUGAUGAUGAAACUUUUACGACCAGCACACAACCGGAACGUCGCAAGCCAGGCAGGCCGCGUGUGAACUCCAAUACAAGCGCAGCACAUACAACGCCCAACAAUUCAAAUUCACCCAAGUCCAGCCGCAUUCCCAUCAAUGCGGUUAUUAAGAAGAAAAUACUCACCAUACAAAAGUAUUUGGUAGAUUAUACUGUAAGCAAUCGUCGUCUAAUUGAAAUGUUUAUGGAGAAGCCACCGCGCAAAGUCUAUCCGGACUACUAUGAGAUCAUACAAAACCCCAUAGACAUGAAUACCAUAGAGCAUAAUAUACGCGCGGAUCGCUAUGCCACAGUCGAGGAUGUGGUGGCCGAUUAUCGUCUGAUGUUUAACAAUUGCCGGCAGUACAAUGAGGAGGGUUCCUAUAUCUAUGAGGAUGCAAACACGCUGGAGCGCGCUUUGAAUGAAAAGUUAAAGGAAUUCCCAGGACUGGUGGAAGUCAAGCGUCCACAGCAAAAGUACAAUAGGCUGGGACGCAAAUCCAAAGUGGCGGAUCGCGAGCGUCUUUGGCAGUUUUAUGAAACGCUGCGCGACUAUCAAGAGCCCAAGGGCAAGCGUCAGUUGUCCUUAAUAUUUACAAAGCUGCCCAGCAAGAGCGACUAUCCGGAGUACUAUGACAUUAUCAAGCAGCCCAUGGAUAUGGAGCGCAUUUCGCAAAAGCUUAAGCAAGGCGCCUAUGAUAGCGUGGAUGAGCUGGCGGCAGAUGUACUGCUCAUGCUGGAAAACGCUUGCAAAUACAAUGAGCCCGACUCGCAGAUCUACAAGGACGCAUUGGUGUUGCAACAGCUUACGUUGCAGCUAAAGCAGCAGCUGCGCACUGAACGCGAUGCUUUGCCAGAUGUGCCGUUGGCUGUGCAGGAGUUGUUCGUUAGUAUAUUUACCUCGCUUUACAAUCAUCAGGAUGAGGAAGGUCGCUGUUACUCAGACUCUUUGGCUGAGCUGCCGGAAUACGACGAGUUAAGCAAGGACGAUGGCAGCAAAGUGCGCGGCAUUUCGCUAGACUUGGUCAAGCGUAGAUUGGACAAAGGCGCCUACAAGCGCUUGGAUGUAUUCCAAGAGGACAUCUUCGCCUGCAUGCAGCGGGCGCGCAAAUUAUCGCGCACGGACUCUGACAUUUUCCAAGAUGCCAUCGAGCUGCAAACAUAUUUCAUACGCAAGCGUGACGAGCUCUGCAAGGAUACGCUCAGCUCACCAGCGCUUAACUUCAGUCUGGAGCAACUGCUGGUGGAAGUGGAGCUCAUGCGCACGCAGAAAGCAGCGCAGGAGGUGCAGGAGCAAGAGCAGGAAAAGGAAAAGCACGAGUUUCAGGGCGAGAGCAUGACCAUCAACCAACAGGUCUACUCUCCAGGCGAUUAUGUCUAUGUGCAGAUCCCGGAUAACAAAAUACCCAGCAUAGCCUGCAUUGAGCGUCUCUGGACAACGCCGGGCAAUGAAAAGUUAAUGCAGGCGGGUAUCUUUCUACGUCCACAUGAGACGUACCAUGUGACCACACGCAAGUUUUUGGAAAAGGAAGUCUUCAAGAGCAGCAUUUCGCAAACCAUUUCGAUGGACAAGGUGCUGGGUAUGUGCCAUGUCAUGCCCAUAAGAGAUUACAUCAAGCUGCGGCCGGAGGGCUUGCCGGAGAAGGAUGUGUUUGUCUGCGAAUCGCGCUACAACCUGCCAGGACGCUGUUUCAAGAAACUCAAAAGCUGGUCCAGCAACAAUAGUUCCAUAAAGUAUGUGCCGCGUGAAUCUCCACUGGAGCUGAAGCGCGUUAUGUCGGUGUUCAAGGAGCGCAUAGAGAAGCACAAGGGUGAGCUGGAGGAGCUCAAACUGCAGGAGGCAAUGGUUGAAAAGGAGAAGCCUAAUGUUAGCUGCGAUGCGCCACCGCAGGCAGAUGAUAAUAGCGUCUAUUAUCAGCAGUAUAAUACGAUCUGCAGUGGGGUCAUCAAGACGGGUGACUUUGUCUACGUUGCCACGCAAACUGGCAAACAAUCUGUGGCGCAGGUGCAGCAAAUAUGGGAGCUCAAUGGCAAGUCCUACUUCAAGGGUCCGUGGCUGUUGUCGCCCAGCGAGACUACGCCCACGAUAAGCAAACAAUUCUAUCGCCAGGAGCUGCUGCUCAGCCCCGUCGAGGAGGUCAGUCCAGUCAUUGGCAUUGUGGGUCGCUGCGCUGUGCUGGAGUAUGCCGAGUUUAUAAGCUCGCGGCCCACUGAGAUAGCUGAGAGUGAUGUCUACAUAUGUGAGUCAGUCUAUGAUGAAGUCAAGAAGGCGCUACGUAAUCUGGUCGUAGGCAAUCUACGCAAGUUCCAGCACAGUGCUGAGGUUACGGAGGAUGAAGUUUUCUACUUCAAAACGCCCAUCAAACCUGCCAAAGAUGUAAAGAGCGAGAUCAACGAACUCGCCAUGCUGGAGGAUUCCAUGGAUGGUGAUACACCUUCGCUUAGCUCGGACAUAGUUACAAUUUCAUCACCAGCGCCUUCUGUUAACUCAACGCCACUUACCUCCAAGUCCAAAGUCAAGGCAAACAAGAAAAGCCUCACGGGCUACAUACUCUACUCCAGCGAUGUGCGCAAGGGCAUAAGUCAGAGUAAUCCGGAAGCAUCGUUUGGCGACAUCUCCCGCCUGGUAGGCAAUGAAUGGAAGAAUCUGCCUGCUAGUGUUAAACAAAGCUGGGAGGAUCGUGCCAAUAAGCUAAACGAAGAAGCCGCCGCUAUGCGACGUGAGCUGGAUGAGACUCAGCAGUGCGGCAGUCCAAUGCCUCAAACGCUUGUUGCCACCAGCAUACCGGACCAGCCCACUGGUCCUGCGCUCACCUAUGAAUGUCUUUGGGACAAGUGCGACUUUCAAUUUGAGGAAAUGGCCGAUUGUACGGAGCAUUGUCUGGCGGAUGCUACGGGGCAUAUACAGCGUCAUCCUCAAGCUGGCGUCGAUGUCGAGUAUGUUUGCUUGUGGCGCAAUUGUCCGCGCAUACGCAAAUCCACGCAAGCUUUUCCCAAUGUGCUGCGUCUCAUCAAGCAUGUGCGCGAAGUGCACUUGAGCAAGUGCGGCAAACCGCUGACUCUGAUGGAUCGCAGCAAGAACUUUGUGUCGCGCAAGCAGAAGCUGGCGGCACAGCAUGGCGGCGUCACAGUGCCGCUGCCCGUAACCAAUGCACUCUCGCCACGUGGCUCCAUCACGGCUAAUGCAUUGGAGCAGCAGCAUGUGCAGCUGCAACAGCAGCAUCAUACACUGCAGACGCUCAUUGCUGGUCCGCCAGCUGAGCCAAUGUUUGUAAGUGUGCCGCCACGUGCUAAUCGCGUCAUCCAUUCGGAGGCCUACAUCAAGUACAUUGAAAGCCUGCAAACGGGCGCCCAUCUCAAUGUGGCCAACUGCAAUCACAACUGGCGUCGUCAAAUCACGCAUGUGACGCCUGCCCAGGUUAGCAAGCCUCAAUUGCCGGAGCACUGGCUGGGACCCAAUGUGCGCGAUCGUGAGAAUGUGGUCCAGGCUCUCUGCCACCUGCGCAACUUUAUGCUGGACGAUGUGCUGCACAUACAGCGCAGCUGCAACUAGACAACUAGUUAACUAAACUAAGCUUAAGCACAAAACGUAUUUGUUUACUGUUCUAUGUCAUAAUAAAAGUCAAUAAUA
Drosophila busckii is the source of this 5035-nucleotide messenger RNA. It is a transcript of the gene polybromo, whose product is annotated as protein polybromo-1. Gene Ontology annotation, molecular function: chromatin binding; protein binding. Gene Ontology annotation, biological process: chromatin remodeling. The transcript is spliced from 3 exons. NCBI's taxonomy places the organism in Eukaryota, Metazoa, Arthropoda, Insecta, Diptera, Drosophilidae. Gene Ontology annotation, cellular component: RSC-type complex. The record is from RefSeq and is a predicted model, not a curated record. The coding region runs from base 23 to 4957 and encodes 1644 amino acids.